AUGUUCUUCUUCGGCCUUGGGAAACUCGUCUACGUCAUCAUCCUCAUCAUCAACGCCAUCGCAGUCCUCUCCGAAGACCGCUUCCUCGCUCGGAUUGGAUGGGGCCGUACACAACCAGACGCCUUUGGCGCGUCUUACGAUAGCACAAGCGUCAAGGCGAAGACGAUUGAUUUGAUCGCGAGUGUCCGGACGGUGAUGCGGAUACCUCUAAUUAUAAUAAACUCCGUCAUUAUCGUCGCCAAACUUAUCUGGUGA
Aspergillus chevalieri is the source of this 255-nucleotide messenger RNA. Its product is annotated as YOS1 family protein. Gene Ontology annotation, biological process: endoplasmic reticulum to Golgi vesicle-mediated transport. The record is from RefSeq and is a predicted model, not a curated record. NCBI's taxonomy places the organism in Eukaryota, Fungi, Ascomycota, Eurotiomycetes, Eurotiales, Aspergillaceae. The transcript is spliced from 4 exons. Bases 1 to 255 code for a protein of 84 amino acids. Gene Ontology annotation, cellular component: endoplasmic reticulum membrane; COPII-coated ER to Golgi transport vesicle; Golgi membrane.